Molecule: messenger RNA, 3509 nt
Organism: Mesocricetus auratus (golden hamster)
Lineage: Eukaryota; Metazoa; Chordata; Mammalia; Rodentia; Cricetidae
Gene: Mpped1
Product: metallophosphoesterase domain containing 1
Exons: 7
Coding region: 438-1418 (326 amino acids)
Molecular function (GO): hydrolase activity
Source: RefSeq, a predicted model, not a curated record
GAGCAGCUUGCACUGCAGCCCUGCAGAUGCCCAGGCCUCCAAGAGUUCUGUUUCGAACACUAGCACACAGCACUCUGUGGAAGAGAAAAUGAUAUGGGUCCUCUCGCCGUUAUUUGCAUGAUUGUGGAUCUGCUAGAUGCCGCGGAAGUCUCCAGCAUUGCAAUCAUUUCUGGAGUGGAGCGCUGGUUUGUAGGCGUGUUCCUUUCUCUGCCCGGGCUGUGUGGCUUCUGCCCGUCUCAGGUACCCAUCUGUGCAGUGGGAAUGGAGACGGAUCGGGAUUUGGGGACGAACCCACUAAAUAUCGGUGUCUCCAGUCAAGGGGAUAAGUGAGCAGCUGUUUGUGGCGGCCAGGACACGGUCCAUCUGUUUGCAGGUCUGGCGGGGGACCCGGCAGCAGUGGUGUCGGUGGGAGAUGCCCGGGUGGCCCACGGAGGUCCAUGUGGCGCCCUAGGUGGGAUCCUGGCAUCCUGAAGGCCGAGGCCCUGGCCCUGCUUCCCUGCGGCCUGGGCAUGGCAUUUUCUCAGUCACACGUGAUGGCCGCGAGGCGACACCAGCAUGGCCGACUCAUCAUCGAGGUGGACGAAUACAGCUCCAACCCCACCCAGGCCUUCACCUUCUACAAUAUCAACCAGGGCCGCUUUCAGCCACCGCACGUGCAAAUGGUGGACCCCGUGCCUCACGACGCCCCAAAGCCACCUGGCUACACACGCUUUGUCUGUGUUUCUGACACGCACUCAAGGACAGACCCCAUCCAGAUGCCCUAUGGUGAUGUGCUGAUCCAUGCCGGAGACUUCACGGAGCUGGGGCUCCCGAGUGAGGUGAAGAAGUUCAAUGAAUGGCUGGGUAGCCUGCCCUAUGAAUACAAGAUCGUGAUUGCGGGCAACCACGAGCUGACCUUCGACCAGGAGUUCAUGGCUGACCUCAUCAAGCAGGACUUUUAUUACUUCCCAUCCGUGUCCAAGCUGAAGCCGGAGAACUAUGAGAACGUGCAGUCGCUGCUGACCAACUGCAUCUACCUGCAGGAUUCAGAGGUCACUGUGCGUGGCUUCAGGAUCUACGGCUCCCCGUGGCAGCCCUGGUUCUACGGCUGGGGGUUCAACCUCCCGCGAGGCCAAGCGUUGCUGGAGAAGUGGAACCUCAUCCCGGAAGGUGUUGAUGUCCUUAUAACUCAUGGACCACCACUGGGCUUUCUAGACUGGGUCCCCAAGAAGAUGCAGCGUGUGGGCUGUGUGGAGUUGCUCAACACGGUCCAGAGGCGAGUCCAGCCGCGGCUGCAUGUCUUUGGCCACAUCCAUGAAGGGUAUGGUGUCAUGGCAGAUGGGACCACCACCUAUGUGAAUGCAUCCGUGUGCACUGUGAACUAUCAGCCUGUGAAUCCUCCCAUAGUCAUCGACCUCCCCACACCCCGGAACUCCUGACUGCUCCCCACUCCAGCUCUGCCCACCCAUGUCAGCUCCGUAUGUCUGGCUGAGAGCCUGGAUCCCCUAACCCACUUCCUCCCAUGCAGAACAGCCCAGACAAUCCAUCUGGCCAUGGGACCAGCCAGCAAUGAGUAGACUCCUUGGGAUGAAAGAAAUUGCCUUUGACUGUCAGCCUUCUGCCGGGGCCUUGAGCAGCCCCAUCGGGGCACCAUGCUCACUUCUGUUUUCUGUGUGUACAUCUGUCCUUCAUUGCAGGGCCUCACAGGCUCACAGCCCUCUCUUGCUCGGGAGGUGACAGAAGCGUCACCACACUCAAUUCAGCACUCUCCUACUUUGAGGAGCCUCUGCCCUUGGAUGAGUUUUGGGAAUUUUUAUACACAAUGUCUCGCUACCCAAGUGCAUCUGUGUGGCUGUGAGCCCCACGGCUGGGGGGACGUGUGACCUGGGCACAGACAGUCCUUCCCGGGUUGGAGGCAAGGAGAUAGGCCUGCCCCUUGUGUGCAGGGAUCUUGGAGUGUUCAGAGACAUCUCAGGAAUUCCGACAGCCCCUGGUCAGGCCCACAGCAGUUGGCUUGGCUUAGUCCCUCUUCUUCCUGAGGACCUGCUGCUGACGUGGACCGAGUGUCCCCAGUUCUGCUUGGAGCCUGGAUUUGGGGGGCUUGGUUCUUCUGGGUGGCCAGAACCUACUGGUUCCUUAUUAUGUGAGGCCAUCGUAGAUCCCCUGGGACUACAUGACUCUGUAGAUCACAAUGUCCAGGGGGCUCCACAGGCUGAGGCUCUGUGCCCGGUCAUGUACAUGUCCAAUGUGUGUGGCACACGCCCCCUCCAAAUCUAACCUGGUUCAGUUAGUAUCCACCAUUCCUUGAUGUGAGUUUCCCUUCAGAGGACUGUUUGCUGGGCUUGUCAGUACCACUGGUCACCGGGAGGUGGCGCAGUAGCAGAGCAGCCCUGGGCACUGAUGGCAACACCACCCAGGGCUACAGCCUUUGUUGGGUUAGGCCUGCUAGGGAGCCCAUCUGCAGGGGACAGAGCCAGCAAGGCCCCGGGUCAGGGGCAGGCAAGGUCAGAAGUAGUCUUUAUUUAAAAUGCUGAUAUUUGUUCUUUGUGGACUAUUUUUGCACUCACUCAUAUUCUUAGUAACACAUCAAAAAAUACUAUUAUUUGUCCUAACCCUUGCUGUUUUACAACUUCUAUGUCAUGCAUCUGACAUAAGGGCCUUGCUUCCUCAGCCUGACCCAAGCCUUGGGGACCAGCUCUCCUGGUACCUUUUAUUCCAUAUAAUUUGGAUUUAUCUACAGUCAUUCCUGCAACGGAGGUAGGUACUCUUGCCCUGUUAUAGAGAUGAGACCACGGAGGCCAGAGAGACGAGGGCACUUGCCUGAGGGUACACAGCAUAAAAGGGACAGCAACAAGAUUUGGAUCUCAUCUCUGGCCCCACAGCCCUCACCGUCACCACCAGAAUUCUCUCUCUACAGAGCAAGGCUUGGGCCAAGACUUUUUAAUUUUGAAGGGUCCUGUUCAAAACUGGCUCUCGUUCAUUCUCAGUUGAGAGUCCCUUAGACCAUAAGGAAUUUUGAGCCUUGAGCUCAGAACCCCAGCAUCUUGUGAGACGCACUCCCCAGUCUUUCCCUGCAGGUGAAUGAGCCAGGCUCACUGUGGGUGAAGCUGCAUCCCCAAGAGGAUAGAGGUGCCCCACAGGCCACAGGGCUGCAAAAAUCUUACUUGGGCCAAGUGGUUCUUGGUGUGUGUGACAUUUACAAGGUCUCUCUCCUGUGCCUCAGAUGCAUGACAUGUUUGGGGCGGAGGAAACACACCUCCUGUGUGCUGUCUCAGCUCUGCAGUUUCUAUGUGGACCAAGAACUAUAAACUUUAAAGAAAAAGGUUUUCCUAGGGCAUCUUCAGAUUAUGGCAUAUUUUUAUGUGGAGAAGAAAAGCUGUGGAGGCAGCUAUCUUUAAGAGAAAAUUCAUUGGAAGUCCUCAAGAUUUGAAAGAUGGCGGCCUGCUCCUCAAUCAUUUUGGCAUAACUUGAUUGUGGCUGUAAUUUUUUGUCAAGCAUGUCAGACAAUAAAGUCUUUGUAAAAAGAAAAA